AUGGCACCUCUCUCUCUCCGUCUCCCAUCUCUUGAAGAUGGUGAACCUUGGAUCGUCCAUAGGAAGCUCUUCGAAGUUCUCACUGGAUACCUGCAGCCUGGUAGCUGCACUGCUCCUUCCGCUGCUGCCAAGGAGAUUGACGACUUGACUCCAGAUAAGCGCCAGUCUAACGAUGGAAAACCAAAUGAAGACCACGAGAGCUUUCUUCUGGAGAUCUGGGACUCAAUGAUCGAGAUUGCUAAGCAGAUCCCAAGUGACCAUGCCUCUCAGGACCGCCUGGUGGAGCUGAUCAAAGCGCUGACUGAGCUGCCGGCUACUGAUAUUGAGGUCUGGGGGAAGAAUGUCGAUCUGGCUUCUGCUCAUACGGUUGCAGGACCAUCAAGUGAUGACAAGGCUCCCACCCCCGAGGAGGCCGAGCGAUGGAUCAACCAGAACGCCUUUGCAGCACGCCUCUUGAAUCUCAACCAGAUCGACUGGUCCAACUUUGCCGUCUGGAGUCUCCGGUCUGCUCUUGAAGAGGCGCCGGUUACCGCGGCGGAAAGCCACAAGUGUGACAUUGCUGCAGCAGCACAAUGGAUGCUGUAUAGCGGCCAGUACCUACUCGAAGAGGCAAAGGGUGAUGCUGCCAGAGAGGCAGAAGAGGAAGAAGCAGCGAAAACAGAGGAGCAGCCAAACAGAGGCCAGCCACUCGCUGCCGGAAGCUUGUAUAAGGGCAAGGCAAGACUUUGCCCUGAACGUUGGGAGUUCUGGAAACAGCAGUUUGGAAGCAUCACCCAAUCGGAUGUGCAGAGUGUUGCAUCGCUCGCAAAGCAGAAGAUGGAUGCUGCCAAGUAA
Messenger RNA from Trichophyton benhamiae CBS 112371, 834 nucleotides. RefSeq lists its product as uncharacterized. The transcript has 2 exons. The record is from RefSeq and is a predicted model, not a curated record. NCBI's taxonomy places the organism in Eukaryota, Fungi, Ascomycota, Eurotiomycetes, Onygenales, Arthrodermataceae. Bases 1 to 834 code for a protein of 277 amino acids.